Molecule: messenger RNA, 2034 nt
Organism: Arthroderma uncinatum
Lineage: Eukaryota; Fungi; Ascomycota; Eurotiomycetes; Onygenales; Arthrodermataceae
Exons: 1
Coding region: 1-2034 (677 amino acids)
Source: RefSeq, a predicted model, not a curated record
AUGGCUCCAAGUCUUCGCCCUUUACCCGCCAACCCCCCGAGACACUCGAGUCGUCCGCUGCGCUUGACCAGUGCUCGAGUGAAGACUUACCGUGAAGACAGCUCAGACUCGGAUGAGGUUUACGGCUCAGAUGGCUCCCCCGCAGCCGUUCGCCGCCGGCCGUUGAUAUACCCUGAGCUCCGCCCUUCUGAAGAACCUCAGCCCGAACAAACCUCGCCGCAGAGCAGCAAACCGCUGGCCGCACGCAUAACAAGGUCGUCCUCGAACCGCAAGAAGCGAGCUCUCUUCGUUCAAGCUUCUCGCAAGGCCCUUACGACCUCCCCCAAACAGCUCAAGCCGGAAGGCGACGCUGACCUUGAGAUGAUACCGCUUAUUGACUCAGGCAACAUCCCUCCAUGGCAGACCCUUCCUUAUCAUGUUCUCUUCGGUAUCUUCCUGGGUGCCGCGCCCAUGGGGGAGGGGACUAAUACCGCCGAGACAUGGAAAUCGGUAAGGUGGCUACUGGCAGUUAGUCGACUUUGUAGAUCCUUUUUCGAGCCGGCCGUUGCGGCGCUGUAUUAUUCUCCGCCCACGUUCUCCCUUGCUCGGCUGGAAGGCAUGGGAGCAUUGUUGACCUUGGAUCAAAGCAAGCUGGCGACCAACUAUCGCAACAAGGUAAAGUGUCUGGAUGUCCAUGGCGAUACAAGCAAUGUGGACGGCCCAUCCCUACGUAGGCUUCUAUAUGUUACGCCGCAGCUGAAGCAUCUCCGAAUCCGCGAUCCCAGCGAUACCCCUAGGAAGCUGUCGAAGCCGUUUCUGUUCUCGUUUCUGGAGAACUGGUUUGACUGGAUGCCAGCAGAACACAUCCAGCUUCAUAGCUGGGAAUGGAGUGCUAGAGUGCAGUUGUCGAGAUUGAAAGACUUUCAUCUCCAUCCCAUGUUCCAGCUGCUCAGGGCGCUGCGAUUUUAUAAACUCUGGCCGUAUGAGCCACCGGAGACACAGCGGUCUCUGGACGGCGAAAGGCAGCCAUCUCCGGCUCAACAUCUAGCCUCAUCGCUUGCAGCUCUCCCAAACCUUUCCGUAUUGGAGUUUAGCAAAUGCGUGCUACCCGUUGAUUUUCUUUUCAUGUUGCCGGUCGACUUGAGGGUGCUAUCUCUAGACCAAUGCGAAGGCGUGGACUCGGAGAGCCUGGCGAGUUUCUUGCUCGAGCAUGGGCGGAAGCUGGAGGUUCUCAACCUGGCUCACAAUAAGGAGAUUGACAUGUCCUUCACUGUGGGACUGCGAGCAUCCUGCCCUCUCCUGCGCGUUUUCAGGAUGGAUCUAAAUUUUAGCUCUGGCUACACGCUUGCUCAUGAUGUCGAACCGCACUUUGAGCUCCUCCUUCACCCCGGCCAAGUGCCGACCUGGCCGACUAACCUGGAAACUCUCGAGCUCGAGCGUCUGCGUAAAUGGGACAUCACCACCGCAGAAGCCGUGUUCAAGUCGCUGAUAGAAGCCGCUCCGCGUCUGAAAUAUCUACGCACGCUCACCCUUACCGCGAUUCUGAAGACUGACUGGCGGGAUCGUGCUCAGUUCCGAGAGGAGUGGGUUCGAACUCUGGAGCGAACGUUUCUGAGAAGGUCUGCGCUUCCGAGCAGUGUUUCUAACGGGAGCUCGAAGCCGCCAGUGCAGGAGCGUACGCCGUCACCUAGAGCAGCGGCGUCGGACUCUUCUCGUCUUGCCCAAGAUGGCGCCACGGAAGACAAGGUGCCGAAGAGAAAGAGUCGACGUCUGGCGGAGCGCAGGUCGCCCAAGGACAGUGACGAUAGCGAACGGUCCAGCGAUCACGGAACGCCGUCAGGCUAUUUAUCGAGCCGAAACACGAUGGCCUCUCCAACCCGGGAGCAGCAACAUCCUGGCGCCACCGAGCAAGGCAUGUGCAACGUGGUCAAGAUCCGGAUCGACAACCUGCGGCCUGCAGACACUAUCCUGCCAGCAGAGAACCUCAGCGACCAUGAAAUCAGCGGAGACGACGACUGGGAUGGAGACGACUUUGACAUUAACGACGCAUGGUGA